This is a messenger RNA of Parathielavia appendiculata, 1596 nucleotides long. RefSeq lists its product as uncharacterized. Lineage: Eukaryota; Fungi; Ascomycota; Sordariomycetes; Sordariales; Chaetomiaceae. The transcript has 4 exons. The record is from RefSeq and is a predicted model, not a curated record. Bases 361 to 1470 code for a protein of 369 amino acids. Gene Ontology annotation, molecular function: protein binding.
UUUCCAUCACGAUUAGAUUGAAACAGCACAUCUCAUGUUCAAUUUUGUCGUCUACCAACACAAAUGAUAACGCCGUUGACUCACAUUCGGCUUGCGCCGGAUAGUGCAGCGGCAAGGUCAAACCAGAUCUGCAUGACCUGCAGCCGCAGCUUCAACUCCCUCGUCCUUGAUAGCCCCAACGCCGGGGUUGACGCGGAGUAGGCCCUGGGAUUUUAUCUGGGUUUGGCAGUUACGCAACGUUUGCGGUGCUGUCUGCCUCAUUUCCUUCCUUAAGUGUGUGGUCCUGUGUGUUUCUGGUUUCACAGGGCUGUGUUCUCUGCUUAUAUUUAGAGCUCACUUGACCUACCCGGGAGUCCUGACAUGGCGCCGGCUAGCGUUUUCCAGGAAGAGAUGGAUGCUGCUGGUCAGCAGCAGACGCCUGCGGUCCCGGGCGUCCGUCUUCAAGGCCUGCCGGUUGAGAUUCUUGUCGAGAUUAUGUCCAACCUCGACUUUGAAUCCUUUGACAACAUGCUGCUGGUCAGCCGGCGGCUCAACUCGGUUGUCGAAGCGCAUUGGUCUUUUCUCCUCUGCGGUAUCGUCGAGAGGGAGUUUACCCCUGUUCAAGAUUUCUUUGACACGCUCUGGGGCGUGAAUCUGCCGGAGAUGAUGACUUGUUCUCAGCUGUUGACGGUCUGCAGCACGCUGAAUGGCUUCCAGCCGCUGCUGAACUUCUGCCGCGUCAUCAAACGCUGGGAGAUGGAGUUUCCCUCGCUCCGCUUCUCGAUACUUCCCCUGCACAGCAGAAGUCUUUCUCCCAACGAGCUCUGCCGCCUGCGUCAGGGCUUGUACAUAUGGUGGAGAUAUGCUCGCUCGUUCCAUGGCCCUGCCGUCGACGUGGAUAACACGUCCGAGGCCCGGCGCACUUUCCUGCGGCGCUUCUCCACCACCCAACUGCACGAGGUGAACGACAUGCGGCAGACCAUCCGGUCGGCGGUUCAGCAGAAAAUAUGUCCUUCCGUUACGCUAGUUCGCGGAUUCCGGGGAAAACUAGCUACCAAGGAAGAAGCUGCCCGCAUCGGCUGGGGCGAGCUUAGCGAGAACAGCGACAUUGUCGACACGGUGAUGAAGCUUCACCCAGCCAUCCUGCUUCAUCUGCUCGUGUAUCGACACCGGUAUGCAACAAGAGCGAGCAUGAUCCGUUUCAUCAGGCUUCGGCACCCAGGGAUCGAGGACGGGGACGUCGAGAGCUUCCGCGAGACCAUCUCGGACGUCCUGUUUGAGCGCGGGCUCUCUCUUUUCUGGCCAUUCCCGCGCCCCGGCUUUCCCGACACCUACGGCGGCGUUCUCGACCACGCAGAUGCCGAGUCCGAGGAGCUGCGCGCCGCUUACAGUACUGAUGGCGGCACGGGUGUGCAUGACUAUCCUCAGUGGCGGCGUGAGAUGGACGCGUCCAGGGAGGUGAGGUCGGCCAAGCUUGAACCAGCUUUGUAAGUUAGGUAGUACAGAAAGGGUGAGCUGAGGGAUGUCUGGCACUACUUGGACGGCCUUCCAUGCCUUCAAUCCUUAUCUUUAAGCCAGUCCACCCUUGGUAGUGUAGUCCACAUGUUCAUGUGCCUA